GCGCCCUUCUCCCCGCCGCCCCCUGCCGGGUGCCGGACUGCCCGCUCGCCCUUUCCCGGGAAGCGAAGGGAAAGACGCUCUGCACGUGCUCAGAGACCCGGCUCCCCUUGGUUCCUCCUCGAAUCACGUGCGCAGGUUGCGCCCGGAAGUCCGUCUUGUGGAGUUGGGGCAUUUUCUCCAGGGCGGCGCUCCGGACGCUCCUCGGGAAGGCAGCCCGCCGCCCCGGACCUGCCGCCCGCCAGAGGGCCGGGGAAGACUCGGGCAGAGACCGCGGCGGCCGUUGAGCAUGUGCAAAGUACUUUGAGCCCCAGGCCGGCCCUCUUCUCCGCGCGCCGGCCUCGGGCGAUGAAGGGGCAGGACUUCCCGGGCGGGAGGCGUGCCUCGCUCUGCGGCUCCAGCCCCGGCACCUUUCGGCCGAGCCUCCCCCGCCAGGCGGCCGCCUUCCUCCGCUGAGCGGCCCCGCGCGACCAGGGGCGGCCCCGCGCAGCCUCGCCGGCCCGGGAGAGCGGCAGCGCGGGGGCCUGCGGCACCGCGGACGGAGCAGCCGCGCCGGGCGUGGCAGGGCGGGCAGGCGGGGCGGCGGCGGCGCUCCGGUCGCUCCGUCCUCUCCGCCUCCCGCGCCGGAGCCAGUACCAUGCUCCCCGCUGCGUCGGGCGCAGCCAGCCCCGAAUCGGACGCGCCCUCGCCGCCGCCGCCGCCGCCGCGCCCAGCCGCCGGGCGCCCCGUCUUCGCCGGAGGUCCAGCCGGAGCCUGAGCCGGGCACGCUCGGCCGCGCCUCGCCCGCCGCCGCCCGCCCGCCCAGGAUGCUGACCGGCUGCCUCGCCCCGCGCCCGCUGCUGGCCCGCUCCUGCCCCGCCGCCGCCGCCGCCGCCGUCCUGCUGGGAGUCCUCUGGCUGCACGCCUGCCGCGGGAUGCCCCAUGUCAUCCGCAUCGGGGGAAUCUUUGAAUAUGCCGAUGGCCCAAACGCCCAGGUAAUGAACGCCGAAGAACAGGCCUUCCGAUUCUCAGCCAACAUCAUCAACAGAAAUAGGACUUUGUUGCCCAACACAACCUUAACCUACGAUAUCCAGAGAAUACACUUCCAUGAUAGCUUUGAAGCCACUAAGAAAGCUUGUGACCAACUCGCCCUGGGCGUUGUAGCCAUUUUUGGGCCUUCUCAGGGCUCAUGCACCAACGCGGUCCAGUCCAUUUGCAAUGCACUGGAGGUUCCUCACAUACAGCUGCGGUGGAAGCAUCACCCUUUGGACAAUAAGGACACCUUCUAUGUCAAUCUCUACCCAGAUUAUGCCUCUCUCAGCCAUGCCAUCUUGGACCUCGUACAGUACCUGAAGUGGAGGUCGGCCACUGUUGUAUACGAUGACAGCACAGGCCUUAUCCGGCUACAGGAGUUGAUAAUGGCUCCAUCCAGAUACAACAUCCGUUUGAAAAUACGCCAGUUGCCCCUGGACACAGAAGAUUCCCGGCCUCUGCUCAAGGAGAUGAAGCGGGGAAGAGAGUUCCGGAUCAUCUUUGACUGCACCCACACAAUGGCUGUGCAUAUCCUCAAGCAGGCCAUGGCGAUGGGGAUGAUGACAGAAUACUACCACUUCAUCUUCACCACACUGGAUCUGUAUGCAAUCGAUCUUGAGCAAUAUCGCUACUCUGGAGUAAACCUGACCGGCUUCCGAAUCUUGAACGUGGAAAAUCCCCAGGUGUCUGCCAUCAUCGAUAAAUGGUCCAUGGAGAGAUUGCAGACGGCCCCCAGACUGGAGCCUGGAUUGAUGGCAGGGGUCAUGAUGACAGACGCUGCCCUGUUGUAUGACGCCGUCCACAUCGUCUCUGUGUGUUACCAGCGGGCCCCUCAAAUGACAGUCAACUCUCUCCAGUGCCAUCGGCACAAAGCCUGGCGAUUUGGUGGGCGCUUUAUGAAUUUUAUCAAAGAGGCCCAGUGGGAGGGCUUGACGGGACGAAUUGCCUUCAACAAAACCAGCGGCCUCAGGACGGACUUCGACUUGGACGUCAUCAGCCUCAAGGAAGAUGGGCUAGAAAAGGUUGGCGUGUGGAGCCCCUCGGAUGGGCUGAACAUCACUGAAAUCACCCGAAAACAGGGGCCCAACGUGACGGAUUCUCUGACCAACCGAUCUUUGGUGGUCACCACAGUUCUGGAAGAGCCGUUUGUCAUGUUUGCCAAGUCAGACACAGUUCUGUCUGGGAACAGGCGUUUUGAAGGCUACUGCGUGGACCUCCUGGCAGAAGUCUCCCGCAUCCUUGGCUUCUCCUAUGAGAUUCGUCUGGUGGAGGAUGGGAAGUACGGAGCCCAGGAUGAGAAGGGCCAGUGGAACGGCAUGAUAAGGGAACUGAUUGACCACAAAGCUGAUCUGGCAGUCGCUCCCCUCACCAUCACCCACGUCCGGGAGAAAGUGAUUGACUUCUCCAAGCCCUUCAUGACUCUGGGAAUCAGCAUUCUCUACCGAAAGGCCAAUGGCACUAACCCCAGUGUCUUCUCCUUCCUGAACCCUCUGUCUCCUGACAUUUGGAUGUACAUCCUGCUUGCUUACCUGGGAGUUAGCUGUGUGCUUUUUGUGAUUGCCAGGUUCAGCCCUUACGAAUGGUAUGAUGCUCAUCCGUGCAACCCUGGGUCAGACAUCGUCGAGAACAACUUCACCCUCCUCAACAGUUUCUGGUUUGGAAUGGGAGCCCUGAUGCAGCAAGGCUCCGAGCUGAUGCCCAAAGCUCUGUCCACUCGGAUCAUUGGGGGGAUCUGGUGGUUUUUCACCCUCAUCAUCAUCUCUUCCUACACGGCAAACUUGGCUGCCUUCUUGACGGUGGAGAGGAUGGAGUCCCCCAUUGGCUCUGCAGAUGAUUUGGCCAAGCAGACCAAAAUUGAGUAUGGAGCAGUCAAGGAUGGAGCCACCAUGACCUUCUUCAAGAAGUCCAGGAUCUCUACUUUUGAAAAAAUGUGGGCCUUCAUGAGCAGCAAACCCUCAGCUCUGGUGAAGAACAACGAAGAAGGGAUCCAGCGUGCCCUGACUUCUGACUAUGCCCUGCUGAUGGAAUCCACCACCAUUGAGUACAUCACCCAACGAAACUGCAAUCUGACCCAGAUCGGAGGACUGAUUGAUUCCAAGGGCUAUGGGAUUGGCACGCCCAUGGGUUCUCCAUACCGAGACAAGAUCACCAUCGCCAUCCUCCAGCUUCAGGAAGAGGCAAAGCUGCACGCCAUGAAGGAGAAGUGGUGGCGAAGCAAUGGCUGCCCGGAAGAGGAGAGCAAGGAAGCCAGCGCCCUCGGCAUUCAGAACAUCGGGGGGCUCUUUAUCGUCCUGGCUGCUGGCCUCAUCCUCUCGGUCUUCGUAGCCACUGUGGAGUUCAUCUACAAGCUGCGCAAGACAGCCGAGCGGGAGCAGCGGUCCUUCUGCAGCGCCAUGGCUGAGGAGAUCCGGCUGUCCCUCACCUGCCAGCAGCGCACGAAGCACAAAGCCCAGCCUCCCCUCAUGGUGAAGACUGACGCCGUCAUCAACAUGCACACAUUCAACAACCGGCGGCUUCCCAGCAAAGACAACCUGGCCUGUAACACGGGGCUGACCCCUGCCUUCCCCUAGCCAGCAGAGGGGUGAGGACUGGGGGCAAGGAGAAGAAGGCUCUCUGAGAAGCAGCCGGCCACUGAGCAGGAGGCCUGUGGGAAGGACGGACCCCAGCAGGUGGCCCCACAUCUGCAGCCGGGAGUCUUAUUCUUCCCUUGCAGGCCUCGCCACAGCCAGCCCCCCCAUUCCUCACCUGGACACCUCCAAGAGUCUCGAUGUUUACAGAUCAAGAAAGUGGAAAAGGCAAAGCAGGUGCCUCCGAGACCUCGGAUCCCACCCUUCAGAUUAAGUAUGGCAAUAAGCAAAAGGGCCUUGGGUCAGGAGAUACACGGAGCCCCACAUGGACCAGAGCCCACACCAAGCCCCAAGGCAGCCUCCAGAGGCAUCAGAGCAGAGCGGGAGGGGGGGGCAAGAUAGGGGUCCUGGGCAGAGCAACUGCUCUGGCUGGGAGGAGGACAACUGAGUCUUUUGACUCCUUGCUGGGCUGAACGAUGAUUCCUCAGGAAGAUCCCCCUUGGCGGGGAGGGCGAUGGCAAUGGUGAUGCUACGGGAGCCCCCCCUUCGUCAGGCAGCAGGCGUGGGGGCCCCUCAGCUGUCAGGAGAUGCCACAAGAAGGCGACAGAGCACACCAUGGCAGGUCAAGAUGGUCCUGCCACCCUGGUGAGGAAUUCUCUUGGCUGGGCUCUGCUCAAUCCGGUCGCCAGAUCCAGCUGGGCAGAGUUCCCAGGAAAGAAACAUGCCAACAUCUGCAAAUGGGAAGCAAUGACAAUGUGAAUUGGGGGGAGGGAGGGUGAACAGGGGAUAAAGUUGGGCAUUUGAGAGCUGUAGGACCUAGUGACGUUCCAUACAUGUGAAUGGACACCCCCCCCCCAUGCUGGCAGCAGUGGCAGGGCAUGUGGCUGAAAGAAGUGUAUGGAUGCCCCUGGUUGGCCACUCGGGUACAGUUCCUCAAAAGUGCCAUGGUGCCCAAGGAUACGCUUCCAAAUAAGGUCCCAGGCAAUUUCCAAUAUUUAAGGGGCUGCCACAGGAAAGAGGGGGUCAACCUAUUCUCCAAAGCACCUGAGGGCAGGGCAAGAAGUAAUGCAUGGAAACUCAUCAAGGGGAUCCAGCCUAGACUUAAGUCUUGAGUUGCCAGAAAGAUUCUUCUCCCUAUUGUUCCCAGUUGUUCACAAAGGAUGAACUGAUUCCAAAGCUUGGCCUUGACCGGGCGCCACGGACAGCACAUGGUUUGCAUUUUUCUUCCAAGCAGAGUUUUUCUCUCCUAACGACCAAAGACCACCACCACCCCCUGCCAUUUGGAAGGAGCCAGGGCUGGGGCUGCUCUUUCCCACCCUCCUCUUUGUUGGAUUGCCAGGUGGGGAUGCUGGGCCACCCCCUGGCCUGGGAAGUGACCGGUAGACAAAAGGCUGAUUGUGUAGCAGCUGAAGAUGGAGUCCCAUUUUUAUUCAGCAUCAGCAUCUCUGGCUAAGCUUACCACGUUUCUGGAACUGGUACCCUUCCAAGCUGAAAGAAGUUCGCAUCAGUGGAUGGGCAGAGGGCAAGAGGGAGAAGGGUGUUUCAAGGCUAUCCUCCAAAGUGCCUUUUGAGAUCUGUCCCCUUGGCCCUCUCCAUGACCCGCUGCUGGCCAUCCAGCCGCUUCACAAGGUCACCCGAGAGGUCUGGGCCCAGCAGGUUCAGUGGCCCAUUAGCAGCCAAAGCAGGGCUUAACCUGGAGAUGCAUCGAAAGUUCGGUGGAGUCCUUGAUAUUCUCUGAGCCUGUUUGUUUACUUGCAGACAUUUCAUUGCCCUUCCAGGUAGCAUCAUCAGUGCUAGUGAGUGUGGGGUUGGCUCUCUGUUGACGUACAGCAGCUUGCCGAGUAACACCAAGAGUUCUUUAUCCUUUCCCUGCUCCUCCAAGCAAAGGCCUAGCACACAAGGCUGCAAUGAGGAAGACAAAUAUGUUGUGACCCAGGGGUUGAAGGGGGGGGGGACUGAGCUGGGUCCAACUUCUUUGGGAAACAACAGGCUGGAGGAGAAUUUGAAUAUAAUUGCAGCUCAGGGAAGGAUUUCGGGGGGCCCUCCCCAUCUCAUUUCAGCCCCAAGCAGCUGUUUUGUGAUGAGAAGCUGGUGAAGAAAAUAUUCUCAGCCUCUUCCUAUCUUGAGUUACCCAUAUCAGCAGUGACAGCAGGAGGUAGUAAAAAGGAGCCCAGAGAGUUGGGAAUAUUUCUCAAGGUGUUCAGUCACAUCCUGAAAGGGAAGAUAUGUGACUAGGAGAACAUAACAUCUUUUAGCUCCUUUCAAACAGGGCCUCUUGGGGCCUUGGAAAGGGGGCUUCUUGGUCCUCUUAGGAGGGUCUUAAGGCCAAAGAGGAGAUAAGGGAUGCUCCUUCACUCAAUCCAACCUCCCUGUAGUCCUUUUGGUACAGCAUUGAGUGUGGUGAUAAGCAAAGCCAGUUUUGUAUAUCCAUUUCAUUUCCUCAUUUUUAAUUACCAAUUUGUUUCUCCCACUCCAAGAAACAGUCACGGUUUAGUUACAUCAGAAACAAGCUGUUUUAGUUAUCACACAAUCCUUUCAAAUGUCAGGCGUUCCGCUCUUCGUUUUGCAUUUUGGUUUGGCCAAGUUACCUUGGUCUGGAAGAGCUCCCUUAAUCUGAUCUCUGAAAUGUAGGUGCAGUGGACGCCUUUCCUUGUCAGUUCUAAGCAUGGCAACAAGCUCUUUUAUCCCUUUCUGCUGUCUUUCAUCCUUCCCAACCAGUCUGCUCAUGCAAGUCUUUUCAGUUUGGGUGUAACGAUGAAGAGGAGGCUUCCAAAGGCUGAACUUGGAGAAAAGGCCAUCGGAGGAGGUCACCUUCCCACCGAGGGAGACCAGACAUUUGGCUGAGGGCAAACCGCCAGGUCUGAGUCAGCCACCAGUUCUGUUUUUUCAGCUUUCUGAGAAGAAGGACCAAAAGGAAAUACAAGGUGUACCUGAAGACCGUGUUUGGAUCCUACCCAAAGUGUUGCUGGCUGAAUGUGCAUAGAGAGCCGUGGAGUUGGUUGAGGUGGCUGUUCCUCCAACAGAGCACAGCCGAGACCCAGGCCAGGGCAGCGUCCUGGAAGUCUGAGAUGGACCCUCUGCUUCCCUGGCAGCCAGCAAAUGCUGACCCAGCAGACCAGAUGUACAAGGUCCUCCAUCACCUUCAACAUCUUGGCUGGGAGAAGACUUUGGCUUUGGGCAUUGAGCUGUCGGUCUACCACAAAAGUCGCUGUACAAGCCAGUUGCAAAAGCGCACAUGCUCAAACACAACCAUGAGACUCAUUCUUUAUCCUUUGUAGGGUUUCUUUGGCUCUUGAACAAUAUCAUUGCAGAAAAAGAGUCUGUUUGCAGUGACUUUGGGGGUGGCAAGUGAACUGCCCUUUCACCCUCUCACUCUCUCUCUGGACUGAUUUCCUAACAACAGCCACAGAACUGGUCUCUGUGACAUUCAGGGGAAAAUUCCUUUGUGGACAUGCAGAAAUUUCUAUAAAUUUAGUUUUUUGUAAACAUUUUGUAAGAAUUUUGGUUUCAUAGUAACUGUGUUACUUGCAGAUCAUUCUAGGCAGAUGUAAAUAGAAUUUCCAAAAAAAGAACUAUUUAAAGUUUUAAAACAAACAAAAAUGAUUAUUUUCCUUUUUAAGACACUGUGAUAUAUCAAGUGCACAGUUUUGCUGUAUGCGGUAACAUUGUUUAAAUUUUAAAUAAAACAUUUCUACAAAAGAAACCUUCAAACAUUUUGUAUCUUUUAAUUUUUUUAAAAAAAAAAGCUUAAAAGAAGCCACAAUGUCUUCAAGAGUAACAGCUGAAUUUCUUUAUGUGCUAAAUAUAUAUAUGUAUGAAAAAUCACAAUGGGAACUUAAAUGAGAUGUGAGAAGAAAUAUAAAAGGAAUAGAAGCAGAAUCAGGAAAUUGGCAAAUAUUUUCUUUGCAAUCAGAGGAGAUUAAAACACCAUUAAAGGAACAAAAUUCUCAUUUUAA
Messenger RNA from Crotalus tigris (Tiger rattlesnake), 7531 nucleotides. It is a transcript of the gene GRIK3, whose product is annotated as glutamate ionotropic receptor kainate type subunit 3. The transcript is spliced from 16 exons. NCBI's taxonomy places the organism in Eukaryota, Metazoa, Chordata, Lepidosauria, Squamata, Viperidae. Gene Ontology annotation, molecular function: transmitter-gated monoatomic ion channel activity involved in regulation of postsynaptic membrane potential; kainate selective glutamate receptor activity. Bases 804 to 3578 code for a protein of 924 amino acids. Gene Ontology annotation, biological process: synaptic transmission, glutamatergic; monoatomic ion transport; modulation of chemical synaptic transmission. Gene Ontology annotation, cellular component: plasma membrane; presynaptic membrane; postsynaptic membrane. The record is from RefSeq and is a predicted model, not a curated record.